GAGUUCCUGCCUCGCGGAGCAUCGGACUUGGAGGCAGAGACCCGGCUACGACUACCGGCUCCGCCACUUUCUAGCGCUGUGACCUUGGUUUUCAGGUGGCGAAACUGACUGGUCUGGUUAGAGCGCGUCCAAGCCAAGCCGCAGUGCUGUUUGGAUUUUUAAAUUUCUCCUUCUGAGUGAGAAAAUAGCAAUCGAGAUGGAACCAUCCGCACAACAGCUCCAGCUGGCAGCAUCACCUCCUGCCAACUUAUCCAACUUCUGCCAAGGUUCUGAAAUGCCAACGAUGUCGAGGCCUGCACUUGAUGUCAAGGGUGGCACCUCACCUGUGAAAGAGGAUGCCAGCGAAGAGAUGAGCUCUCUGGCCUACUCUAACCUGGCAGUUAAAGACCGCAAAGCAGUGGCCAUUCUGCAUUACCCUGCGGUAGCCUCAAAUGGAACCAAGGCCAGUGGGGCUCCCACUAGUUCCUCGGGAUCUCCAUCUCCAAUAGGCUCUCCUACUGCCACCCCCUCCACUAAGUCCCCACCCUUCAACCUGCACCCUGCCCCUCACCUGCUAGCCAGUAUGCAACUGCAGAAACUUAAUAGCCAGUAUCAUGGGAUGGCCACCGCCACUCCAGGCCAACCCGGGGAGGCAGGGCCCCUGCAAAACUGGGGCUUUGGGGCUCAGGGGGGAGGGGCGGGAUCACUCUCUCCUUCUACCGGUGCCCAGAGCCCUGCUAUCAUCGAUUCAGACCCGGUGGAUGAGGAAGUGCUGAUGUCGCUGGUGGUGGAACUGGGACUGGACCGAGCCAAUGAGCUUCCAGAGCUGUGGUUGGGGCAGAAUGAGUUUGACUUCACUGCGGACUUUCCAUCUGGCUGCUAAUGCCAAGUGUCUCUAAAGAUGGAGGAAUAAAGCCACCAAUUCUGCUGUAAAUAAAAAUAAAAGUUACUUACAAAGAGAUGGGCCAA
Molecule: messenger RNA, 948 nt
Organism: Carlito syrichta (Philippine tarsier)
Lineage: Eukaryota; Metazoa; Chordata; Mammalia; Primates; Tarsiidae
Gene: CITED1
Product: Cbp/p300 interacting transactivator with Glu/Asp rich carboxy-terminal domain 1
Exons: 4
Coding region: 197-862 (221 amino acids)
Biological process (GO): regulation of DNA-templated transcription; melanocyte differentiation
Cellular component (GO): nucleus
Source: RefSeq, a predicted model, not a curated record